Coccomyxa subellipsoidea C-169 is the source of this 1178-nucleotide messenger RNA. RefSeq lists its product as hypothetical. The coding region runs from base 279 to 1178 and encodes 299 amino acids. Gene Ontology annotation, biological process: lipid homeostasis. Lineage: Eukaryota; Viridiplantae; Chlorophyta; Trebouxiophyceae; Coccomyxaceae. Gene Ontology annotation, cellular component: membrane; endoplasmic reticulum. The transcript has 7 exons. The record is from RefSeq and is a predicted model, not a curated record.
GCGAUUUUGAAACCUACGCCACUGUCCACUUGCCUGUUGGGUUGGCUGCCUUGAUCAAAUCGUGCCUCCUAAGUGCCCUGAAGCAGCUUCCGGAACGGUGUCAACCGCUUGCAGAACACUGUAGAGGCAAUAUACCACGGAAGAGCACUGUGGUGGCUCGUGAAAACACCGAUCACUGCGAUCUGUGAUUGAAGUGCAUAUCGAGACACAUACACGUUCCGCAAAUCCCCUUGCUGUCCUCCCACACCAACAAAAGCUCCGUUGGGACCAGAUUGGACAUGGUAGAGGACAGAAAAAUGCAUUUUGGGCAAGCUACAACCAGCGGCAUGAGCAGCUUCGAACCCACUACCCAGGAAUCUCUGACCAGGAUAGCAUUGACAGGAUUCCUGUUUAUAGCAGUGGACAUAGCAAUUAGCAAUGGGCCCAUACGUCAGUGGAUGCAGCGCCACUUUAGAAGCUGGGCGGCACCUGGCGUGAAGCUGGCUGAGGUGGACAAGGCCGUGCCCCACAUCAGCACGCGCAUCGUCAGCUCCCUCCAUAUUCUUAUACAGAUUCCACUGGCGAUCAUAGUGCUGCUCAGCCCAGACCUGCAGGCAGACAGGCUCUACUCCAAGAGCCCGCUGACGUGGCAGUUAGUCACCACGACAGCAGGUUACUUUGUGUACGACCUGUAUGUGCACACAGUGCGGUACGAAUACACCGCCAAUUUGGUGCACGCUGCCGCCGCGCUGUCCGUGUUCCUGACGGGGAUUUACUGUGGCGUGCUCCAUUACUACGGCGCGAUGUUCCUGCUGUGGGAGUGCAGCACGCCCUUUGUGUUCAUGCGCUGGGUCCUGCACACGCUCGGCCGCACCAAGGACAAGUUCUACCUCUACAACGGCCUCACCAUGAUGGCCGUCUUCUUCCUCUGCCGCAACCUGCUGGGUGUCGGCAUGUCGCUGGAUUUCUGGCGAGUUAGCGGCGCUGAGCUGGCGCACCCGCGGCCCGGGGGCGUUCCUGCAUCGGCGCUGUGGCUCAUCCGGGGCCUCAACCUGGUCUUCAACUUCUUAAACUUCCUCUGGUUCUCCAAGAUGCUCCGCGGCGCCAUCAAGGUGCUGCAGAAGAGCCCGGCAGCCAUGGAGGCCACAGCCGAGGCGCAGGUGGCGCUGUCAGAGAGCAAGAAGAAGCACGAGGAGUGA